UUCUUUUCUUUUUUCAAAAGUUUGCAUCUAUUUUUUUUAUUCAAGCAUGCAAAGAUUGAAACUUUUUGGGGAUUUUGAGAUAAUUUGUGUGUAUUGGCUUCUGGGUUGUGUUGGAUCUAUUGAAGCUUUGAUUUUUGUAUCCGGUUUGGUUUGUCAUAUUUUUUUGGAGGGGUAAUGUUUAAUUCCACUGAAGUUCGAGAGUAAGAAUAAUUUAUUCUUGUCUAACAAAUGGCUUCUGCGGGGGUGGCACCUACCUCGGGUUUGAGAGAAGCUGGUGUCCAUGAUGCUGGCGUGGAUAAGUUACCUGAGGAAAUGAAUGACAUGAAAAUUAGGGAUGAAAAAGACAUGGAGGCAACAGUAGUGGAUGGUAAUGGUACAGAGACAGGUCAUAUUAUAGUAACAACAAUUGGUGGUCGAAAUGGCCAGCCAAAGCAGACAAUAAGUUACAUGGCUGAGCGUGUUGUUGGGAAUGGUUCAUUUGGAGUUGUUUUCCAGGCAAAAUGCUUAGAGACCAGUGAAACUGUUGCUAUAAAGAAAGUUCUUCAAGAUAAGAGGUACAAGAACCGUGAGCUGCAAACCAUGCGUCUCCUUGACCACCCGAAUGUUGUCUCCUUGAAGCAUUGCUUCUUUUCAACAACUGAGAAAGAUGAGCUUUAUCUUAAUCUGGUUCUUGAGUACGUCCCUGAAACUGUUCAUCGUGUGAUUAAACAUUACCGCAAGUUGAAUCAGAAGAUGCCACUAAUAUAUGUCAAGCUCUAUACAUAUCAGAUAUUUAGGGCAUUGUCAUACAUCCAUCGUGCUAUUGGGGUGUGUCAUCGUGACAUUAAACCUCAAAACCUUUUGGUGAAUCCUCAUACACAUCAGGUUAAAUUAUGUGAUUUUGGCAGUGCUAAAGUCUUGGUUAAAGGGGAGCCAAAUAUAUCUUAUAUCUGUUCUAGGUAUUACAGAGCACCUGAACUUAUAUUUGGAGCAACUGAAUACACCACAGCUAUUGACAUCUGGUCUGCUGGCUGUGUCCUUGCUGAGCUAUUGCUUGGACAGCCUCUAUUUCCUGGUGAGAGUGGAGUCGACCAGCUUGUUGAGAUUAUCAAGGUUUUGGGCACUCCAACAAGGGAGGAAAUUAAGUGCAUGAACCCAAAUUAUACGGAGUACAAAUUCCCGCAGAUUAAGGCUCAUCCUUGGCACAAGAUAUUCCACAAGCGCAUGCCUCCAGAAGCAGUUGAUCUGGUUUCAAGAUUACUGCAAUACUCCCCUAACUUACGGUGCACAGCUCUGGAUGCCUUGAUGCAUCCCUUUUUUGACGAGCUCCGUGACCAAAACACCCGCUUGCCAAACGGGCGUUUCCUUCCACCAUUAUUUAACUUCAAAUCUCAUGAAUUGAAGGGGGUGUCAGUUGAGACGCUGGUCAAAUUGGUACCCGAGCAUGCAAGAAAACAAUGUGCCUUUCUUGGUUUGUGAUUUUAAUGUCACAAACUCAGCAAGUGUUGUCCCAAUCUGGAAAGCUAUGAUUGUUCUCUCGUAUCUAUGCUGCUUGGUUCCCUGUGCAUCGUUGUUGUAUCCCAUUUAUCUUAUGUAAACGCAGAUUUAGAGACAAUGGUACUUGAUGUUUGCCCUAGCCUCCAUUGGCGGUCUGAUUACUCUGUGUACCUUGUAAUGUUACUAACAGCUAAAGAUCAAAUGUGAUUUAUAGUCUUUUUUGUUAUUUUUU
This is a messenger RNA of Populus euphratica (Euphrates poplar), 1708 nucleotides long. Its product is annotated as shaggy-related protein kinase alpha. The record is from RefSeq and is a predicted model, not a curated record. Gene Ontology annotation, molecular function: ATP binding; protein serine/threonine kinase activity. The coding region runs from base 229 to 1458 and encodes 409 amino acids. NCBI's taxonomy places the organism in Eukaryota, Viridiplantae, Streptophyta, Magnoliopsida, Malpighiales, Salicaceae. The transcript has 13 exons. Gene Ontology annotation, biological process: signal transduction; peptidyl-threonine phosphorylation; cell differentiation. Gene Ontology annotation, cellular component: nucleus; cytoplasm.